Molecule: messenger RNA, 1573 nt
Organism: Podarcis lilfordi (Lilford's wall lizard)
Lineage: Eukaryota; Metazoa; Chordata; Lepidosauria; Squamata; Lacertidae
Source: the annotation of a GenBank genome assembly
AUGGCGAGGAGCGCGCGGGACUGCCUGCUGGCGUGCCUGGAGAACCUGAACGAGGGCGAGAUGAGGAGGUUCAAGGCCAAGCUGAACGGGAUCCGCGUGCGCAGGGGCAACUCGAACAUCCCCCGAGGGGAGCUGCAGAAGGCGGAGGCGCUGGACCUGACGAACAUGCUGUGCAGCUUCUACACCGAGAAGUACGCCGUGCAGCUGACCGCCAAGGCGCUGAAAGCCAUCAACUGCAAGGACCGCGCCGAGGAGCUCCUGAUCGCCGCCGGGAACAGUAAGGAGCGGCUGGGGGGGGGGGGAGCAGCGGCCAGGGCCGUAGCUAGGGGAUCUUGCGCCCCUGGCAGAAGCGUCCCAAACUAGCCACGGAGAAAUCAGCGCCUCUUUCCGCCUCUCCUCCGACCCCUCCACCCUGCACCCAUUCAAUUCCUCAGGCACUUCAGCUUGUAAUGAAUUCUUUCACAGACAAUCCAAUAUUUAAAAUAUUAUUUCUUAAUAAAAGGUUCUUGGGCGCUGCAAAGGACCCUCCAGCGAAGCCAGCAGGUAGAGGCCCUUCCUGCCUGGUGCCCGCUCCCUUUCGACUCCCCUGAGCCCCGGAGAGCCCUCCUUCACCCCCCCCCCAGCCCAUUAGGAGCGCGGCCAAAAGACCGCUCCAACUUUCGUUUCAUCUGCUUUUGAAAGGGCGUUGCCGGAAGAUUCCUCUGAACGGCCAAGGCCACCCUCCCAGUUCGACGGCUCAGUGGCGGGGACCUCUGCUUACGGAGCAAAGAGGCGGUGGGUCUGCCUCCACUCCCCGAGGGCUCUGGGUCAGUCGGGUUCCCAGGGCAGCUGUGGGCCAGCCUCCACCGCCCUUUUUCUCUUUCUUCCUCCAGCGCUGCUGCGGGCGCGACCAGCCGGGAAAGGACGCGCAGCCCAGAGAGGACGCGCAGCCCCCCGAGGAUCGCUAGCAGCCCAGAGAGGACGCGCAGCCCCCCGAGGAUCGCUCGCAGCCCAGCGAGGACGCGCAGCCCCCCGAGGAUCGCUCGCAGCCCAGAGAGGACGCGCAGCCCCCCGAGGAUCGCUCGCAGCCCAGAGAGGACGCGCAGCCCCCCGAGGAUCGCUAGCAGCCCAGAGAGGACGCGCAGCCCCCCGAGGAUCGCUCGCAGCCCAGAGAGGACGCGCAGCCCCCCGAGGAUCGCUCGCAGCCCAGAGAGGACGCGCAGCCCCCCGAGGAUCGCUCGCAGCCCAGAGAGGACGCGCAGCCCAGCGAGGACGCGCAGCCCCCCGAGGAUCGCUCGCAGCCCAGAGAGGACGCGCAGCCCCCCGAGGAUCGCUAGCAGCCCAGCGAGGACGCGCAGCCCCCCGAGGAUCGCUCGCAGCCCAGAGAGGACGCGCAGCCCCCCGAGGAUCGCUCGCAGCCCAGCGAGGACGCGCAGCCCCCCCGAGGAUUGCUAGCUGCCCAGGAAGGAUUCUCGGAGUUUCUGGGCGAUGGGAGCCUCUCGCCGCCUCCGCAGAGCAGGAAACGGUGCUAGGAGUGAAUCUGCUCCGCCGGGAGACCGAUUGUGCGCCCCCCUGGCCUGCACCUUGGCCGUGA